AAACGAAUUGAUCCAUAAAACUACGAUUGGACCCAGAGUUUUUGGGUUGAGCUUCAGCCCAUAAGGAUCAGAACCCCAUCCCUUCAAUCAAUCGUCGUCUGCACAAGUUAAACCCUAGAGGCCAAACACACAUAACAAAUCUCUGGUGUUUACGAGUAAAGUGUUUCUGUGUAACAUGGCGCUUUUGGCGUCCUCCUUGGUGCCUUCAACUCUGAAUAUCAAGGUUAGGCAACAUGAACACCAGCCUUGUUCGUUUCAGCUCAAUAGUUUUCCGUUGCAAUUAAGUCGUCGUCGUCGUCGAGUUUCUACAACACGUCAAAUGAAAAUAACAAUGGCACUGUUUGGGAAUCCGAAUAAGAUCAAGGAACAACUCGUUAUCAUCAGGGACAAAUUAUGGGAGAACAGCCCCAACUCUGUAAAAUCUUUCCCUUGGAAAAAAGCUGAGAAUUUACUGCUGGAUAAACUAAUUAUCGCGGGACAGAAGGCAUUGAAGUUUUUUCUCGUUACAUUUAUUGUGAUCAGUUGUCUGUCGGAUUUCAUGUUUUCUAUUUCCAGAAAUCAAGAAUUGAUAAUACCCUUCGGUCUGAUUGUUGGAUUAUUGAUGUCUUAUUUCUUAAAAGAAACAUCCCAAGAAGCAUUUCGAAGCUUCCAGCAGGGGAAGGACUUGGAAUUUAAAUGGCAGCUCUUAGCAAUGGGUGGCCUCUUUGUUGUUUUUAAGUUUGUUUCUGCAUUUUUCGUGAUACGAACAAAGGUGUUUCUUUUGCAUGUCGCGAAUGGUGGAUUGAUGCAAGUUUUGUGGCUAUGGAAAAGCUUUGAGGCCGGAAAUGGAGACGAUUUGUUUUCCAUGAAAGAUGGAUCAUCUUCAUCUGGAGUUGCAGAAAGUUGAGUUCUUUACUACGUCGUAAUCUGUAAGUCACACAUCGUGCUAGUUGUGCUGUGACAGUUAGUUGAACAAAACAAUUAGCGAGUAUUUCAGAAGCCGCAUAACAUCAAAUGAUGAAAUUUUCACCUGCAUUGAAAUAUUGUUAACAUGCACUGACGUAAAUGGGCAAAGAAGUUGAAGAGCA
Molecule: messenger RNA, 1067 nt
Organism: Hibiscus syriacus
Lineage: Eukaryota; Viridiplantae; Streptophyta; Magnoliopsida; Malvales; Malvaceae
Exons: 3
Coding region: 176-886 (236 amino acids)
Source: RefSeq, a predicted model, not a curated record